Molecule: messenger RNA, 2612 nt
Organism: Schistosoma bovis
Lineage: Eukaryota; Metazoa; Platyhelminthes; Trematoda; Strigeidida; Schistosomatidae
Source: the annotation of a GenBank genome assembly
CAUAUUGAUCGUCUUACUUCCUAGAAUGGUAGAAACUCGGAAUCAUUCUUCUUAUUCUGAUCCAAGCGUUUAUACGACGGAUAAAUUGGAAAUUGAUUGGAAAAUAAAUUUUAAUGCACAAACUAUCAGUGGUUCAGUCAAUAUCUUCUUGAAAAAAGUUUGCCCAGACAGCCUUAAUCCAAACAUUCUUCUUGAUACAAGGAACCUAAAGAUUCAUUCAGUGCACGUAAAUUCGGAACCAGUGAAAUGGCAUUUAAAACCCAUUACUGUCCAAGCUUUUGGGUCUUGUUUAGAAAUAAUACCAAAUACAGCCUCAAAUAGGUAAAAAUAAAUUCGAAGUGGAUCUAGAAGUGGUAGUCUGUAGCUUAUUUUCUUGUCUGUUAUAAAUUUUUCGUUAGUUGAUAUUUUGGCAUAGAAUUCGCGCCAGAAAAGAAAUUAACUAAACUGCUAUUUAUAGAUGCACCAAUAAUUAAAUUCAGUAAGAGAAACAUAGUGCUUCAAGUGUUUGGGAACCCACUUGUCCGUAGUUUCAAUCGCAACGAACCCGUAACUCUUGAACUUAGUUGUAUGCAAACCAACCGUAUCUGAAAUAGCGAAGCCAUAUUGUCAGCCCAUCUACCGUACAAAGAAGCAAAAAAAAUUACUAAACGACCUUUCUUUUAAAAAAUGGAUACUCACGCAAUUUCACUGAAACACCCAUCAUACUCAUCACAAGUACAAAACCAACCGUGGUAACCAAAAUACUGGUUAUUCCACCAUAACCGAAAAACAUAAGAGAUUAAAAUGGGACUAUUGUUGCUUGUAGAAAUAAGUGUGACUUACCAGCUAGGAAAAUUUACCUUCUGUACCAUUCAUAAAGCUGGUAGCUUAGUGUAAAAGCUUCUACGUAAUCUGUAAGUUGUAUUGUUUUUGUAAAUAGCUUAAAUCUUGUUUGAAGUGCUAUUAUUUCUCAUGUAUGAGUGAGUCUUGGAUGUGACUCAAUUUAUUCCAUUUCUCAUAGGUACGAUGUCAAAAUCGACUACGAAACUUCUCCAGAUUCUUCUGCUCUCCAGUGGCUAGGACCACAGCUUACUGCUGAUCGACGUCAACCGUUCAUGUUCAGUCAAUGUCAAGCUAUUCAUGCUCGUAGUCUUCUACCUUGUCAGGAUACUCCAACUUCAAAGUUUCCUUUCGAAGCUAAGAAAAAUUGGUCCACGUUCGUCUGUAUGGGCUGAACCCAGUAUAGUUGAUGAAGCAGCUUAUGAAUUCAGUGAAACAGAACAAAUGAUUUUAGCAGCUGAAAAUAUCUGUGGACCUUAUGUGUGGGAUAUAUAUGAUAUCUUGGUGCUACCACCAACAUUCCCCUAUGGUGGAAUGGAAAAUCCAUGUUUAACAUUUGUUUCACCAACUUUAUUGGCUGGUGAUCGAUCGUUAGCUAACGUAAUCGCUCAUGAGAUCGCUCAUUCAUGGACUGGUAAUUUAGUAACAAAUUCAAAUUGGGAGGAUUUUUGGUUAAACGAAGGACAUACUGUGUAUUUGGAACGCUUAAUUGAAGAACGUAUUCAUGGGUCGCAUAUGAGGCACCUUCAUUUAAGUUUAGGCUACAAGGAACUGUUGGAAGAAAUCAAAAAACUUGGCCCAUCGGAUCCAAUGACAAAGCUGAUUGUAGACUUGGAAGGUAUUGAUCCAGACGAAGCUUAUAGUCGAAUUCCAUAUGAAAAAGGAUCUCUUUUACUCUACUACUUAGAGACUUUAUACGGAAAAGAAUCUAUGCUGAAUUGGUUAAAAGCCUAUGUGAAACAGUUUUCUGGAAAAUCACUUAAUUCAAAUACUUGGUUGGAAUUUUUAACAAGUCAACUAGGUUCCGAUGUACUUAACCCGAAACAUCAGUUGGAUGCUUGGAUGCAUAGUCCAGGUUUACCUCCAUGGAUACCAAAGUUCGAUGCUGACGAGUUACUUUCAGAAUGUGACAAUAUGCAAAAAUUACUUACUUCAUCUGAUCUUUGUUCAAAUGUUACUGAAAUACAAAGUUUGACUCAACUAUGGAAUAAAAUGUCACAUGUACAACGUGAAUUAACUUUACGCCACGUUGUCGACUCUGAACCAAUAAAUGUUAAUAACUUAUGCAAAAUUGAUGAAUUAUUACAGUUAUCUAAACAGAAAAAUGCUGAGAUACGAGUACAGUGGUGUCUAAUCUGCAUUGUUUCCCGUCAUUUACCUGCAUUGGGACACAUUUUUGAAUUUUUAAACAGUCAGGGUCGUAUGAAGUACACUCGCACCAUAUAUCGCGCUUUAAGCGAAUGGCCAGAAGCUAAAGAGCGAACAAUAAACAAUUUCUAUGAACAACGUCCAUUUAUGCAUCAAACAACUGCAAUGCUGGUUGAAAGGGAUUUAAAUCUUCAUGAAAAUGGGGAACCUAUAUCUACUGCUUAAAUUCAGAUAAAUUUACAGAUAACAUGUAUAAACUUUGAUGUGCAUUAUAAUUGGUACUGUCGUUGUGUACCGACUCAAUAUACCAUUUCUAUGUUAUGGUAAUAAAUUAUUUCGUUUGGGUUUAUUUUUCAUAAAAUAUAAAAUUCUGUUUUUCCAUCCGAAUUAAGUAAUAAGUACAUAAAAUAAAUUUGUUGUUCUUG